Messenger RNA from Triticum aestivum (bread wheat), 1018 nucleotides. RefSeq names its product BAG family molecular chaperone regulator 3-like. NCBI's taxonomy places the organism in Eukaryota, Viridiplantae, Streptophyta, Magnoliopsida, Poales, Poaceae. Gene Ontology annotation, molecular function: protein binding. The transcript is spliced from 2 exons. The coding region runs from base 41 to 550 and encodes 169 amino acids. The record is from RefSeq and is a predicted model, not a curated record.
ACCAACUGCAAGGAACAGCAGAAGAGUCAUCCGAGCGACGAUGAUGAAGCUGAGGUGCCCCAACCCCAAGAGGCUCUUUAGGAGGAGCUCCUCCAAGAUCAGCAGGUCUAGUAGCAGCUGCAGCAGUAGCAGCGACAACGGCAGCGACGCCGGUGGCAUUCGGGGUGCCGGCGGCAGCGGGGAGAUCGAGUGGGAGGUGCGGCCGGGGGGCAUGCUGGUGCAGAGGAGGGACGGGAGGGGGGACGUCGAGGUUAUCACCGUCAGGGUGGCCACCGGCUACUCCUGGCACGACGUCUCCAUUGGAGCUACCUGCACUUUUGGUGAGCUGAAGGUGGCAGUGUCCAUGGUGACGGGGCUGGAGCCAAGGGAGCAGAGGCUAUUGUUCAGGGGCAAGGAGAGGGAGGACAGCGAUCACCUCCACAUGGUUGGGGUCAGGGACAAGGACAAGGUGCUGCUCCUAGAGGACCCUGCCCUCAAGGACAUCAAGCUCCGGUCUGCGCUCGCGGGCCAGGCCGUGCAGAGCCCGUAUCGGACAUUUAUCGAGGUGUAGGCCGCCCCACCUCGCCCACAGCGCUAACAGUUAGGGUAAAUCAAAUCAAUCCGACCAUCAGCCAGCCAGUCUCAGUUGAAAAAAGCUUAUUUCGGAACUUGAUGCAUGGUGUGGUUCGCUACUGUUGAUCGUCAGUACUUGGGUACCACUCCAUGGAAUGGAAGGGCAAAGGACCUCCUCGUGUGAGAGUUAGAGUACAACAAAUUUUUAAUUAGUUAUAAUUGCAUGAUUGUGCAAUUUUUAGCCAGUUGUAAGUUUUAAGUUUUUUUCUUUUUAGACAAUGCAAGGGCUACCCAAGUCUAAAUUGGAUGUCAUGCAUGUUAACAAGUUAGAUCGGAGAGUGCAAUCUUAGAUGGUGCCUGUGGCAUAGUGUGUGCUAAAUUGCUAGUUUGCCAAGGCAAUUAUGUUGUGGAUGAGAUGUACCAACGUGUCAUGAGACGUCCUCACACUCGAGUUGUGGAUGAGAUU